UAAAUGUCGAGGAAUUUUCCGUAGAGAGUCAUACCCUGAACACUCGUCGAAGCUGCCGGGAUGAUAUCAAAGGUGAUUGCUGUGGCGGCCCUGCUGGCCAUCCCCGCCAGCGGACAGUGCGGCUGUGGACACAGCGGCUGGGGGUAUCCCAGUGUGGCUCCUGCUGUCCAGCCACUCUUGUAUCCCUCUCUGGCCGCACCAUGGAGCUACCCCAGUUACACCGCAACACCGGCAGCCACUGGCUCUGCAGCCUCUUCCUCCAGCUCUUCCGCCGCUAGUGGAGUAGGAGGCAGCGCGUCUUCGUCGUCAGCUGCUUCAGCCGCGGCGUCCGGGUACCCAGGGUACGUCAGUCCGGUGUCGUAUCUCCCCGCGAGUCCAGUGUCGUAUCUCCCUCCUGUUUCUCCAGUAGCUCCACUGAUACCCUCAUACGGCGGAGGAUGUGGAGGGUAUGGUUUGGGAGCCGGCAUUGGCAACCUGUGGGGAGUUGGCGACAUCUGGGGAGGAUAUGGAUACCCUAGCGGCAUUGUGUCAGGACUCGGUUCUUCCGGAGCUUCUUCAUCUUCCAGCUCUUCAGCGGCAAGUGGCCUUGGAAGUGCUUCGUCGUCUUCAUCUGCUUCUGCCGCAGCGUCUGGGUCCCCAGGUUAUGUCAGUCCAGUGUCGUAUCUCCCUCCUGUUUCUCCAGUAGCACCACUGAUACCUUCAUACGGUCUAGGAUGUGGAGGGUAUGGUUUGGGAGCCGGCAUUGGAAACCUGUGGGGACUUGGCAACAUCUGGGGAGGAUAUGGCUACCCUAGUGGCAUUGUGUCAGGACUCGGUUCUUCCGGAGCUUCUUCAUCUUCCAGCUCUUCAGCGGCAAGUGGCCUUGGAAGUGCUUCGUCGUCUUCAGCUGCUUCUGCCGCAGCGUCCGGGUACCCAGGGUACGUCAGUCCGGUGUCGUAUCUCCCACCUGUUUCUCCAGUAGCACCACUGAUACCCUCAUACGGUCUAGGAUGUGGAGGGUAUGGUUUGGGAGCAGGCAUUGGCAACUUGUGGGGAGUUGGCGACAUCUGGGGAGGAUAUGGAUACCCUAGCGGCAUUGUGUCAGGACUCGGUUCUUCCGGAGCUUCUUCAUCAUCCAGCUCUUCGGCGGCUAGUGGCCUUGGAAGUGCUUCGUCUUCAUCAUCUGCUUCUGCAAGCGCAUCUAACCCUGGAUAUGGAUAUGGAUUAGCAGCUCCUUACGUCUCCGUGGCACCGAUCGCACCAUCUUACCCCGUUGCACCUAUUUUGCCAUCUUAUCCCGUGGCACCAACCCUGCCCAUCGCCCCCAUAGCUCCUGCUGCACCUUCUUGGGGCGGUAUUGUUGGUGGGUACGGAAUCGGCUCUGGUAUCGGCGGUGUCUGGGGAGGAUACGGCCUCCCCGGGCUGGGAGUCGGGGCUGCGUCCAGCGCCUCCGCCGCUGCUGCACUCGGCGGUCUCUCCGGCGGCCUUAUCGGAGGAUACGGAUACCCUUCUGUCGGCGUGGGAGCUGCCUCCUCGGCCAGCGCUGCUGGUGUCGGGCUGGGCGGCCUCUACCCGAGACCCUGCUACUGAAGAAAUGAUAUUGUAACUGGCUCGUUUUUGUUUUGCUUGAGAUCAUUGUGAAAUCAUUGCAAGAUGAUGGCUAUGUAUUGCAAUGUUAAACGAUACAAUGUAAAUACUACAUAUUUAUACUCUCUUCUUUUUUGAACUUUAUUUUUUAUGUAAUUAAAUUACAUGCAAAUUUGA
Messenger RNA from Bacillus rossius redtenbacheri, 1743 nucleotides. Its product is annotated as elastin-like. The record is from RefSeq and is a predicted model, not a curated record. NCBI's taxonomy places the organism in Eukaryota, Metazoa, Arthropoda, Insecta, Phasmatodea, Bacillidae. The coding region runs from base 61 to 1569 and encodes 502 amino acids. The transcript is spliced from 2 exons.